CGGGCGCUGAGGCGCGGCCGGUCCCGGUUGUGCUCCCGGGCCCCGGCACGGCCGGUCCCGGCGGCUCCCGGGCGCCGCCGGCGGGGACGGGGCGCUGCGGUGCCGUUGGAGUAUUUACCGGAGCGGGCAAUGGGUUCCCGGGUGCAAGCGGCAUCCCGGUGCCGUGACUCGGGCCCCGCCUUCGGCGAGGUGUCCCCGGAGGUGAUCGAGGCUGUGCUGGUCCGCCUGGCCACGGAGAACGAGCGGCACCUGAGCGAGCUGCCCGAGGGGGCCGGGUGCUUCAAGGAGGCGCAGAUCGUGGAGUUCGUGUUCCUCCUGUCCGAAAAGUGGCGCCUGGACCAGGCGGUGAGGUACCAGGCGGUGGAGUUACUCGAAAGGUUUCUGAUCAAGCAGGUGGAACAAAUCUCUAAGGCCUCUGGAAAGAGCACGAAAGCCCGUGAGCAGGGGGGAGGCAGCAGCCGGAGCUCUCUGGAAGAUCAGAUCUGCAACACGUUUGUCCUGCGGCUCGUGUCGUGCGUUCAGCUCGCGAGCAAACUGUCCCUGCACUACAACAGAGUUAACAGUGACACAGCUUUGAAGUUUCUGCAGUCCCUGAAGUACUCGUACACGAAACAGGAGCUGCUCGAGUCGGAACUUGCUGUUCUGAAAACUCUGCACUUCCAGGUCAACGUCUCGACUCCUUUGGCUUACGUGGAAUUGCUCCUGGAGGUCCUGGGGUACAACGGCUGCUUGCUUCCCACCAAGCCCUUACAUCAGAUGUGCAUUCAGCUCCUCGACUUCUCCUACCUUGCCCGAGAUGCCAUCUACGACACUCUGUUGAAGAUCGCCGUCGAAAACUCCACACCAAGCAAUCUGCAAGUAGCAAAGUUUUUGACAGUGAAGGAAGAUUUCAUGCUCUUGGCUGUUGGAAUCAUCAGCACAAGCAUGUUCGUGCUAAACCCUGGGUACUGGCAGCAGGUUGUGGAGCAUUUGAACUCCAUCACUGGCAUCACUUCCCAAAGCAUACUAGAAUUUUCUUACGCGCUCCUGAAGCAGAUCAUUGGCAGCACCCCUCCGAGGCAGCGCUACAGGAGCUGUGGAACAAAAGCUCUGGAGCACAGAAUUGGGCCUCUUCAGUAGAGCUGCCUGCCCCGGGGCAGCAAAGCACUGCCACUGCCCAGAGCACCCCACGCAGCUGGGGUUUGCUUUUCAACACCAGCGUUAGUUAGAAAAGCUCCUUUCAGGCAACCCCCCAGUGCUGUGAAGGGAGGCAUCGGGAGCCAAGUGGCAUGUAGAAAUAACCUCUUUGGGCAGACAAAGCUUUAUUGUAAGACCUACAUCAGCUUAGGUAUGAAUAGAAGUUUCCUUGAGUAAGGAGAGAGCUCUGAGGAGUCAUGCUCUGACAGGCAGUGAGGUGCAUGGUGUGGUCAUGGCACCAGGAGCAGCUCACAAGCCCAUUACACAGGGCUGUACUUUCUAGUUGCUGCUGCUUUAAAACUAACUCCUGUCUCAAGCAGCCGGGAUGUUCCCGUGUCCCCCCUCUGCCCCCACCCCAGCAGGCAGCUGCCCACCCGUGUGGUCAAAGGGACGACCCCCCACCUUGGAAAGCGACUGUCGCGAUAGCAGAGGCGUGCCCGGCCCAUGUCAUGUGGAAGCACUCUCCGUGUAGAACAGUGUUUUAUUAUUGACUGGGCGCACCUCGAGGCGAGGAGAGGCUGCAGGAAGCAUCACAAACACCAGCACCAGCACAGCUAACAGCACUGGAGGCAGUAUCAAACCUUGCUACGUUCAGCGGCACAAAGCGCUGACAUGACUUAGAAUCCUUUAUUUCAGAGGGCAGUUCCCGUGAGCUCCUCCACGUUCCUCUCUGUGUUUGUCACAUUUCACUUCUCUAACCUGUGUUCAGCUCUAACAGUGGUAUUGAACUCACCCCUCUUUGAAGUUCAGCAGUGAUUUCGAUCUACAAACCUCAAAGUACCAGUUUAGCAUUGAUUUAAUAGCUGACUUUUUAUUCGGUUCAGCUCCAUGACAGAACUUUACAUAUUGCUUUUCUAUCUACUACUUGUAAUAAUGGUCGUUUCAAUAAAGUGUCUCGUGGAUUUUUGGUAUUGUAAA
Messenger RNA from Strigops habroptila (Kakapo), 2094 nucleotides. RefSeq names its product cyclin N-terminal domain containing 1 (gene CNTD1). The coding region runs from base 130 to 1119 and encodes 329 amino acids. Gene Ontology annotation, cellular component: site of double-strand break. Gene Ontology annotation, biological process: reciprocal meiotic recombination. The record is from RefSeq and is a predicted model, not a curated record. NCBI's taxonomy places the organism in Eukaryota, Metazoa, Chordata, Aves, Psittaciformes, Psittacidae. The transcript is spliced from 7 exons.